Messenger RNA from Chelonia mydas (Green sea turtle), 2839 nucleotides. RefSeq names its product acylphosphatase 2 (gene ACYP2). The transcript is spliced from 5 exons. The coding region runs from base 487 to 762 and encodes 91 amino acids. Lineage: Eukaryota; Metazoa; Chordata; Testudines; Cheloniidae. The record is from RefSeq and is a predicted model, not a curated record. Gene Ontology annotation, molecular function: acylphosphatase activity.
UGUCCUGGGGGGCGGGGCUCUCCCGCUCCUUAGGGGGUUGUCUCUGGGGUCAACGAUUGGGGGAGAGUCCCCCAGGCUGGUUUGGGGGUAGGGCUCAAUAUUGGGAGAUCUCCCUUCCCCUGCCGGCAAGGGGGGGGGCGAGGGGUGUCUCAGGAGUUAGGGGCCUCCCCCCCCCCGGUCAGGGACUGAACAGCCGCCCUCCCUGGGGGGGUCUCUCCGCGCGGGCUGUGCCCCGGUGCUCGGGCAGCGCUGGGGCAGGGCGCGUUCUCCCAGCUCCCCCCACCGGGCCUGGGCAGGGAGCUUCGGGCCCGGCACAGGCUCAGCCUGGCACGCGGCCGCUUUUCCAAGAAGCUUGAGCCCCGCGCGCUGCCGUCCAGGCCCCGCCAGCCGAGCCCAGGAGGUGAGGGCGGCGCGCCCCGGCUCCGUAGGUCCCGAGCACUCCCGCAGCGGGUCGGAGCAGGCCGGCUCCCUCGCCUGCACCCCGCCAUGUCCGCCCUCGCCAAGGCCUCCGGCGCCCUCAAGUCGGUGGACUAUGAAGUGUUUGGCCGGGUGCAGGGUGUUUGUUUCAGAAUGUACACAGAAGAUGAAGCUAGGAAAAUGGGAGUAGUUGGCUGGGUUAAAAAUACCAGACAAGGGACUGUUACUGGCCAAGUUCAGGGCCCAGAAGAUAAAGUAAAUGCGAUAAAUACAGAGAUCUUACAAUUUAAAUACGCAACAUACAGACAAAGGGCAAGAGGGAGGAAGGAAGGCCUGGCUGAGUAAAGUUGGAAGUCCCAGUUCUCGCAUAGACCGAACCAACUUUUUUAAUGAGAAGGAGAUCUCCAGGCUUGAUUUCUCAGGAUUUAGCACGAGAUACUAAUGGAGGAAGAAAUCUUUAAGCACAAAAUUAUAAUGCUUCAGCUGCAUAGUAAUUUCUGUGCCUCCGUGAAAUAGCAUGACAGCACUUUUUUUAUGUCUGCUUCUUACUAAAGUAUAAAAAUACCCCUUUUACAUAAUGUAGGGCUGUCAGUUACUGUAUCAGAAAUUUCACAAUGUGAAUCUUUACCAACAUUGCCAAUCUGUAUAGAAUUUACUUAGAAGGAAGUAUAAAAAAAUCAAUAAAAAUAUACAAAAUCAGAAAAUUCUAGUGCACAGUGAAAUUUGUAAGACAUGAUCAUAAAGAACCUAGUCUUUGCCCAAUAUUUGAUUUAUAUAGAUUAAAAAACAAACAAUUAAAAAACAACUUACAUUUCACUGUGACAUAAUUAAAAAUGUUUAACUACUUUAAGUAAUCUUUAAACAGGAUCACAGCAACAUUCAGUAGUAUAUCCUAUAUGCUAUGAAUUGUAAACUUCUCUUGUAUUAUUUGUAAUAAUUAGUUAAUGCUGUAGCAAGUGUUCUAAAAUAAAUGUAUUUUGCCUUAUAAAAUGUACCCAGCCAAGUCUGAUUAAAAACUUUCCAUAAUGAUGUCUGGGUAGCUCAAGAUAAGGGAUUUAGAGAUAUAUAGUCUUUCAUAGAUCUUUUGUCCAAUCCCAGCCAGGAUCAAUGUUGACUAAGUUACUUCCAUCUGAUUUCUUCAUGGUGACCUAUAUGAUAUGAGUUGAUGGCUUUAGUCUCAUAGCUAAUGGCCAGGCAUUUGCAUCACAAAAAUCACCACUAACUAGGGUUAUCACUUAAGACCUGAUCCUGCACAGACUUAACCAAGUAUGUCAUAUUGAGCACCGGUAGUCCCACUGAAGUGAAUGCUUAAAGUUAAGCACUUGGAUAAGUCUUUUUUGAUAUUUAAGGCAAAGAGGCCAAGAAAUACAUCAUUACAGAGGCUGAACUUCCUCAAUCCUAGAUAUGGUCCUGCCAAAUCAGGAGUAAAGCAUACUGGCAGGCUUUGUGUGGAAACUUACACUGCCAUCUCCACUGGCUGAUCCAUACAUGUUCUAGAGAUAUAUAGAUACAGAUAGGACUGACUAGUCCUGAUGGCAUUGAUACACCACCAUCCUCAAGCAUUAAAUUCAUUUUUUAAAUUUCAUAACACAGCAUAUUUGAGAUUGGCUAUCACGUGAACCACAAGAUGUAUAUAGAACUUUGUAUUUCUGCUGACAACCAGAUUUAUUUUCACUGGGUCUUUUGUACAUAAGUCUCUGAAGAUUUCAUUCUCGUAUUACAAGAGUUAUUUAUAGAUUAUUAUUGUUCAAACUACACACGGCUUUUGUAAUUAUCCACAAGCACUCUUUGUUGAAGUCAUAAUGAAUAAUCCUUGUUCAAUUCAAACUGUAAAUGGCAAAGACCAAGUGUAAUAUCAGUUCAACAGCUGAAACAUCCUCUGUCUGAUGAGUAUAUCUUGCAUUUCCAAGGCCUAAAAGAUUUACAACUUCUAUGACAAUACCUAUUACACUGAUACACCACACAGGCCAAAGCAUUUUCAGCUGGAUUGCUUUAUUAUUGUGUUAAGUAAAGUUAUGGAGAGAAAGGCAGAGAGCAGAAAGGACAGUAGAUACACAUGGAAAUGAGCUAUAGUUGAAAUUAAGGUCCUGAUCCUGCAAUUGCAUCUGUCAAGGCUGAUUCCCCGCUCUGGCACUUCAAGUGCAGAAGUUGGGGGCCCGCAAGGACUCUAAAAAUUAAUUCUGGCCACUCCAGGCUUGUAUUAAAUUUCCAAGGUUACAGCUUUUCUCUGACCUUGGCUUGGUAGAUGCUGACACCACCCGAGUACAAAACCCCUUUGACAGUCCAGGAGGGCACACUUAGGAAUUCCUUCCUGUGGGGUACCCUCAAGUCCUUUCACACCCCCACCUCUGGGGAAGAGCUGAGAAGAAAAACAAAGGAAAUAAGCUGUUGCCACCAGCUAAUUAAACAACAUGUAUAUAAA